This is a messenger RNA of Phytophthora sojae, 701 nucleotides long. RefSeq lists its product as hypothetical. Gene Ontology annotation, cellular component: extracellular region. Gene Ontology annotation, molecular function: cellulose binding. Bases 29 to 589 code for a protein of 186 amino acids. NCBI's taxonomy places the organism in Eukaryota, Oomycota, Peronosporomycetes, Peronosporales, Peronosporaceae. The transcript has a single exon. The record is from RefSeq and is a predicted model, not a curated record. Gene Ontology annotation, biological process: carbohydrate metabolic process.
GUGCCCGAGCAACCAAAAGUGCUCGGCUAUGGGCAAGGACUUCCGCUGCACCAACAAGAAGCACCACAAGAAGAGCGCGCAGAAGGACGGGUCCUGCACCAUCACCAACGAGUCGCAGUGCGACGGCCAGAACUGGACCGGCAGCACGUGCUGCGCCGACCCGAGCUACGAGUGCCGCUGGUCGGACGACGGCCAGAACGUCAAGCGCUGCCAGAAGAUCUCGGAUGCUCCUACCACGGACGCUUCGGACUCGUAUGACUCGGGGGACUCGGAGGACGACUGGAGCGAGGACUACGGCGACGACAUCGAGUACACGAGCUACGUGGACGACUGGGCUGACUGCACCAAGGCCGACGUGGGCUGCUCCAACGAGAGCAGCAUCUGCGUCUACCACUCGACGAGCUACGCGCAGUGCAAGCCUUACCCGCUGCCGGCGGGCGAGCUCUGCGGCCAGAGCGACGGCACGAACGAGUGGUGGUACCCCUUCUGCACCGACGGAGAGAGCUGUGUGGCCAACGGCUCAGACUUCCGCUGCACCAAGGCGAAGAAGCGCCACCACCACCACCACCGCCAGCACCGCCGCGCGUAAGCGUGGGUAGCUGGCAAUGGGCGGGUAGGCAGCUUGUUCGCAGCCCCCGCGACCGUCGAUAGCUCUAUGACCAAUGCGUCACUAUGAACACAAUCAAUGUUGCAUUCAACUC